AUGCGUGUUGCGUCUUAUUUGCCCCGAGCGAGCCUCCAAAGUAUGCAAUUCUCUUAUUUCCCGAGUGGGUGGUGGCAAGUUGGCUGGGCUGUACGGGUUGCCGUCUACUUCGAGGGCUGGGCUCAGAAACAGGCCUCUUCCUGCCUCCCCACGGAAGUGCUUUUCAGCUGUCUUAAAAUUUAUCAGAAAAGGGUUCAUUCUUUCUACUGGCAAUUUGGGUGCUGCUUGGACAGUGCCGGAAGCAUUUUUAGUCUGUCAAAAAGGGGUGUGAUGAGUUUGACAAUGUCCCUCGGCUGGUGCUGCCGAUGGUCCCAUCAUGAGCCUUCAGUAAUUUUCAGAACGCUUUCCCAUCACCUGACUGCGGCUAGUCGUCCUAGCGAUGGAGCGAUGCCCGGCCUGGAAGACCGGGCAAGCCGCCAGCGGCUGGUUCAGGCAGGCUGGGAAACAUCCGCGGCAGUCUCGGCAGAAACUCCGCCCAAUGAUAGCGCUCCAACCUCUUAA
Molecule: messenger RNA, 501 nt
Organism: Paracoccidioides lutzii Pb01
Exons: 1
Coding region: 1-501 (166 amino acids)
Source: RefSeq, a predicted model, not a curated record